AAGAGGAUCAUCUUGCUGAUUGCAGUAAAUAGUUACUAGGGUUUCCACAAUGUGCUCUGUAUUAGUUGGUUUUGGUUGAUUGAUAUGAUGAAAGGUUAAUUGACAAUCUCUGAAUCAGACCUGUGUAGAGAAUUGCUGACUAGUAGUACUUGUAAUGCCUUACUCAUAUAUGUCCAUAUUGGUCCCUAGUUAUUAAAGGCACACACUCUUCACAGAGGCAAACCCUAUCAAACCUAGCCUAAACAGAUUAAACCAAUCACAAUCCAAUUGGCUAGGUAGAAGGAUAACAUUACAAUUGCUAGUUUAGAAAUAAUAUUUUGGAUUCACACCUGUCUAGCCAAACUUGUGCCAAAAGACAUGCACACAACCAAAGUCUAGCAAAAGAGCUGGAUCGCACAAAACAAAAAUCCCUGAGGCAUUAACAUGUGGACGCUCACGAUCAAUUGAUCAAGGAGGUAGGUGGAUCAGUCAUGGUUUAAGGAACACCCUGUCCAAUGUUCGUGCUUACAGUCAUGUGUGCAAUGCAAAUGCUCUUCCAGCAGCCUCAACAACAGACCACCGGAUCAGGAUGAACUGAAAUUAGCCAGCAACCUUAUCCAAACACCUUUUCCCAUAGGAGAACAUCUCAAACAUGCACCAGCCUAUGGGAACAUUUCGCAAAAGAAUAUGACUGCUGGACACAUAGGCUCAUCCGGUGUAUGCCUUGCCCUGAAGUCAUUGCCCAACAAAUUAGGAGGCAUGUUCUGCUUUGAUAGUCCACCAAACAAGUAUAAGAAGUUAGACGCUAAGCUCGAAAAGAAAAUGAUGGAAGUUAAGAGAAGUGCAUUGCGAAUUAACAAUUUCAGAUCGAUCAAUGGCAUAAUCAUGAAGUUCCCGCAGAUCAAAGAGGUACUGAAAGACAUCAGGGGUGUAUUCGAACACUACGAUGAAGAUUCUAAUGGAACUAUUGACAAUGAUGAACUCAAAAAAUGCGUACAAAAAUUGCAACUUCAUCUUGCAGAGAAGGAGAUUGAUGAUCUUUUUGAUUCCUGUGACUUAGAUGGGAGUGCAGGGAUACAAUUCAAAGAGUUUAUGGUUCUUUUGUGUCUCAUUUAUCUCCUAACGGAUUAUUCAAACUCUCCUCACACUCUAACAUCAAAGAUGGGAUCUCCACAGCUUGAAGCCACAUUUGAUAUCAUAGUUGAAGCAUUCUUGUUUCUUGACAAAAAUGGUGAUGGAAAGCUGAACAAAAAAGACAUUGUCAAAUCACUGAAUGAGGAUUUUCCUUGGGAGAAAUCCCCUGCACAUGUUACGAGGGCUCGAUUUAAAGAAAUGGACUGGGACGGGAAAGGGAAUGUCAGCUUCAGGGAGUUUCUAUUUUCCUUCAUCAAUUGGGUAGGGGUCGACACCGAUGAGAAUCAUGUGACUGGAAGUAAAACGUGAAUCGAGGACAGCAUUGAAAUGGAGCAAGGAACAAUUGAAGUGAGGGCAGAUUUAUACACAUGUAUAUACCUAAAAUGUCUAAAGUAACAAACAUUACUCUAAAUAGCUGCUUUUGUGUAAAAUUCUGUAAAUAAAUCUUCUGACUUUUUGUGAAUCACAGUUUUAAUUUACUAGAUCUAAUUUCUUCUA
Molecule: messenger RNA, 1611 nt
Organism: Camellia sinensis
Lineage: Eukaryota; Viridiplantae; Streptophyta; Magnoliopsida; Ericales; Theaceae
Product: putative calcium-binding protein CML22
Molecular function (GO): calcium ion binding
Source: RefSeq, a predicted model, not a curated record